This is a messenger RNA of Nothobranchius furzeri (turquoise killifish), 4234 nucleotides long. Lineage: Eukaryota; Metazoa; Chordata; Actinopteri; Cyprinodontiformes; Nothobranchiidae. The record is from RefSeq and is a predicted model, not a curated record.
GCUCGUGCCAAAGCCUCGCGCUCGCGAACUGAAAAUGACACUACUUCCUCCUGUGUCAGCGGCUAAACUACCGUAGCUACGCGUCAGAGCUCCGAAAAGUGGGUUCAACCCGACAGUGGGGCUUUAGAGGUCGCACAUGGAGUUGGGAACGACCACCGACAUCGAGUGGGUUUUGUUCGGCUUCUGGUUUCGGCGCCACUCGACUCCACGGAGGCGGUACAUGGUUGUUCCAGUCAUGAAGGAAGGUUGUAGGACGAUACGUGGCUGGCACUGAGGAGAGAGGAAAGGAGAGAGAGUCCGAGGCUUGUCCAGCCCCCAUUCAAUCAUUUCUUUUAAGCACGCCAUCACAUCUGUGAGCACAUGUUUUCUUGUAACAAAGGUCUAGCUGGCCAAUGCCGGGGCCGACGUGGACACCUGGUGGCGGUAGCAGCAGCGGUAGUGUGUAUGUGAGUGUGGUCCCCGGCGCCUAGCUCAUGUCCAGCCCAAAAUGCCGUCGUCCACACGGAAAGGGGCGGUGAAGGACCCCGAGCUGGCCGACCUCUUCUUCAAAGAUGACCCAGAGGACGUCUUCUGUGACCUGCAUGAAAUCGGUCAUGGCAGCUUCGGGGCCGUCUACUUUGCACGCAACUCCUACUCCAACGAGGUGGUGGCCAUCAAAAAGAUGUCCUAUAAUGGCAAACAGACUACUGAAAAAUGGCAGGACAUCAUUAAGGAAGUCAAGUUUUUGGGACAGCUGCGGCACCCAAACACCAUCGAGUAUAAAGGCUGCUACUUGAAAGACAACACUGCCUGGCUGGUGAUGGAGUACUGCCUCGGCUCCGCGUCAGACUUACUAGAGGUUCACAAGAAACCGCUCCAAGAAAUGGAAAUCGCUGCCAUUACCCAUGGUGCCUUGCUAGGACUGGCUUACUUACAUUCCCAUAAUAUGAUUCACAGAGACGUGAAAGCUGGUAACAUCCUGCUGACUGAGCUGGGUCAAGUCAAACUGGCCGACUUUGGCUCCGCCUCCAUUGCCUCACCUGCCAACUCUUUCGUCGGAACACCUUACUGGAUGGCCCCAGAAGUGAUUUUAGCCAUGGAUGAGGGUCAGUACGAGGGGAAAGUGGACAUCUGGUCUCUAGGGAUCACCUGUAUUGAACUGGCGGAACGUAAACCACCUUUGUUCAACAUGAACGCCAUGAGUGCCUUAUACCACAUCGCACAGAACGACUCACCCACGCUGCAGUCAAACGAGUGGUCCGAUGCCUUCCGGAGCUUCGUUGACUACUGCCUACUGAAAAUUCCUCAGGACAGACCCUCGUCAGGGGAGCUGCUACGACAUGAUUUUGUACGUCGGGAACGCUCGCCGCGCAUCCUCAUCGACCUCAUCCAGAGGACCAAGGACGCCGUGCGUGAGCUGGACAAUUUGCAGUACAGAAAGAUGAAGAAGAUUCUCUACCAGGAGAAACACAACGGGCCGAUGGGAGAGAGCCAAGAGGACGAAGAGGACAGCGAGGCAGCUAGCUCAAAGAUGAACAGCCUGGGCAGCAACCACUCCAUCCCCAGCACCUCGGUCAGCACAGGUAGCCAGAGCAGCAGCGUGAACAGCAUCCAGGAGGUGCUGGACAGCUGCUCCGACAUGACCAUGAUGCACCCCCAGGACUACAGCAGCAACCUGGACAGCAAAAAGGAUCACCAGUAUAACUGGGAUGACGGGAUCCACAGAGACCACCGGCCAGAGCUCAGACCGUCCUGCUCCGACAGGAGCGGCCCGGCCCAGAACUACAAGAACCAGGGCCGCUUCGCCACCAUCAAGUCUGCCUCACUGGUGACCAAACAGAUUCAUGAACAUGAGCAGGAGAGUGAGCUGCGGGAGCAGAUGUCGGGCUACAAGCGGAUGCGGCGGCAGCACCAGAAGCAGCUGAUCGCCCUGGAAAACAAGCUGAAGGCCGAGAUGGACGAGCACCGACUGAAGCUGCAGAAAGAGGUGGAGACGCAGGCCAACAAUGCCUACAUCGAGCUGGAGAAGCUGGCCAAACGCCACGCCGUGCAAACGGAGAAGGAGAUGAAGACGGCGCUUGCAGAUGAGAAGAAGUUCCAGCAGCAGAUUGUGGCCCAGCAGAAGAAGGAGCUGACCACCUUCCUGGAUACUCAGAAGAAGCAGUACAAACUCUGCAAAGAGAAGAUUAAGGAGGAGAUGAACGAGGACCACAGCACCCCCAAGAAAGAGAAGCAGGAGCGUCUGUCCAAGCACAAAGAGAACAUGCAGCAUUCCCAAGCCGAGGAGGAGGCCCAUCUUCUGGCACAGCAGAGGGUUUUCUACGAGAGGAACUGCCGCGCAUUCAAACGCAAAGUCAUGAUCAAGAGGCAUGACGUGGAGCAGGAGCAGAUCCGAGAGGAGCUAAACAAGAAGAAGACCCAGAAGGAGAUGGAGCACGCCAUGCUGAUCCGCCACGACGAGUCCACGCAGGAGCUGGAGCAGCGGCAGCUGAAGACCCUGCAGAAGCUGCGCAUGGAUCUGAUCCGCCUGCAGCACCAGACAGAGCUGGAGAACCAGAUCGAGUACAACAACAGGCGAGAGCGAGAACUUCACCGCAAGCACGUGCUGGAGCUCCGGCAGCAGCCCAAGAACCUCAAAGUGUUGGAGCUGCAGAUCAAGAAGCAGUUCCAGGAUACGUGCAAGGUGCAGACCAAGCAGUACAAGGCCCUACGCCACCACCAGAUGGAGGUCACGCCCAAGGCCGAGCACAAGACGGUGCUCAAGGCCCUGAAGGACGAGCAGACGCGCAAGCUGGCCAUCCUGGCCGAGCAGUACGAGCAGAGCAUCAACGAGAUGAUGGCCUCACAGGCGCUGCGUCUGGAUGAGGCCCAGGAAGCCGAGUGCCAGGCCCUGAGGCAGCAGCUGCAGCAGGAGAUGGAGCUGCUCAACGCCUACCAGAGCAAGAUCAAGAUGCAGACCGAAGCGCAGCACGAGCGCGAGCAGCAGAAGCUGGAGCAGAAGGUGUCGCUGCGCCGGGCUCACCUGGAACAAAAGAUCGAAGAGGAGCUGGGUUCUCUUCAGAAGGAGCGAACUGACCGGAUUAAACACCUUCUGGAGCGUCAGGAGCGGGAGAUCGACAGCUUUGACAUGGAGAGCAUGCGGCUGGGCUUCAGUAACCUGGGCACCUUAGACUUUCCCAAGGACGACUACAGAUGAGGAGGGCGAAGGUCUCCUGGACGUCCGUCUGCCUCAGAACACCGACCUGACCUGACCCAGCCCGACGGUGCCAGAUUUCCCAGCUGCCGACGGCCACUCACUCACUCUCACACACACACACACACGCACGCCUCCAGAACGAGCGUUUCCGUGUGUUUUCUGGGCCGGUCACACGAGGUCAACGGCUGGUUUCAGAGCCCCCCCGCCCGCUCCUCUUCCCCUUGUGACAUCACAAGAUAAUGAAAAACAAAAAAAUGUAGUUGUCAUGUUUUUUUAAUGAUGACUUAGUCCGUGUUUCUUGUUUCUUGUGCAAUGAAAACACUUUUGGUGAGACUAGAAGUGGAGUCGAUCUGGCAGAAGUGGCUCUGCGACCGUGCGUUUGCACACGUUUCUCUUUCCUUUUGGUUCUGUUUCUUUCAACUGAGCAAAAAAUGUCUUGAAGCGAUAAAUCAAACAGCUGAUCCUUCCGCAGCCGUUCGCCUCCGCUGCUCCUUUUCAACUCUUUCUGGUUUUUAUUCAUCGGGACGUUUUUAGGACAAACUUUGGAUCAUUUGAUACUUUGAGAGACAAAUUUGACGACACGUCCAGGUACGCAGAUCAUAACCGUGAGUUCUCCAGGUGGGUGUGGUUCCUGGAGGACAGUGGUACUCCACGUUGUGGUUUCACGUCGCUGCAGCAGAUGUGAAAAAUCAAAUAAUCCACCUGUGAUGUGAGCUCCAGCUGGCACAAAGGGCUUCACGGUGGGGGGUCGGGGGGCGCGUGUAGAUGGAUUUAUGGAGAGCUUUUACUUAUUUUCAUAUUGUAUUUUAACUAUCUCACAAAUCAAAGUGAUUUUUAAAGAUUGUUCUCCUCUUUUCAGUCUUUGGAGUCGUCAUUAUCAACUCUUUUUUUUUUUUUUUUUUUGCUUUACACAACCGUCGAGCUGUAUUUUCUUAUAAACCAGAUCAGUAUGAUGCUUUAUUAUUGCAUGCACUUUAUUUUUUUCCAGGUUUAAAGAAAGCUUGAAUCUGUCGGAGCUUUUAAUUAUAUUUGUAAAUAAAGUGCUCAUCACACAAAUCA